This is a messenger RNA of Uncinocarpus reesii 1704, 1617 nucleotides long. RefSeq lists its product as uncharacterized. Lineage: Eukaryota; Fungi; Ascomycota; Eurotiomycetes; Onygenales; Onygenaceae. Bases 1 to 1617 code for a protein of 538 amino acids. The record is from RefSeq and is a predicted model, not a curated record. The transcript is spliced from 4 exons.
AUGCGAGGAUGCAGAUCAAUCCAUGGAAUCGUCGCCGUUGACUUUGGUAUUGAGCCCCACCGUCUACAUCUUCAAUCUCCGUCGACUGACCGGUCGUCUGGAUCCCAGGCACAUUCCCAUGCGCGAAACGCGCUUGUGGAGACUCGCAAAUCGAACCCCGUAGCUGCAAGCGAAGAGCAUGACCUCGCGGCUGGAGAAUUUGCGACAGCCGCUCAGAAGACUUUAGACAAGAACGCUUUACGGACCCUUCUUCUUCUCGAACAACACCACAAGCGUCUAGCGAAAAUCAUCCGAUUCCAACAUGAGAAUCCUGUGCCGGCUUCGUCGCCUGAGCCCACCGCCCCGGCCGCCACUCCCUCCGUAACAUCACCAGCAGCCCCGAAUACACCGUCCAGAUCCGCCCCCUUUACAGCGCUUUCACCUCCAGUGGUGCAACAGCCACCACGGCUGCAGACUCCCAUUCGUACUGGUGGUCGUGAGACAACCUCUCUCGCAAGCAAUCUUGCGUCCGCGCGCGGUAUACCCGCUUAUUCACGUGGAAGCCCUGCCCCGCCAACCCUGUCGACGCAAAAUGAGAAUGCAAAGAUGGCUGAAAUGACACAUAAGCCGAAAAGAGGUGGCACUGAAUAUAAACAAAGUCGUUCAAAGCGUGGUUCAGAUUGGACACCAUCUUGGUCGCCAGCCAUUAGUCCCACUGAGGCUCCUCAAAAGCACAGCCCAACGCCGGAUAGUGGGAGAGAUGUUUCCGCAGCAUUAAAAUCCCUUGCUGGCGAUGAACCAUUUCGGCGAUUUUACUCCACUUUUGGGGGAUUGAUAUCAAAAAUGUCGGCGCCCCUUGCUUUUGCUAGUCUUCCUCUUGGGGUCGAUGUUACUGGCCAACACUCCCCUACCGCAAGUAAAUCCUCAGCGGACACAAAGCUUGAUCGAUAUUCCGUAGCAGCGGCGGACUUGACGCAUUAUUCUACGAAUGAACUAGACGUCAAGAAGCUUGUGUCUAGUGCUGCACUUCGAGCCAUCAGGGACAAAGACGGUUAUUUCUCUGGAAAUAGCUCAGAAUCAUUUUAUGUGGUGCCAACUUCCGGUGGGAUGAUAUCAUACGCAGGGAUCCUUUCUCGUGCAGAAAGGGAAGCACGAAGAAGUAGUUUCGACGAUGAUGAAGAUACAUUCGUCGAUGCGCGUGAAAAUCCUCCCUCGCCAGAAACUAAAAAUAGCAUGAGCCGAGAUAAGAAUAAAGGCACCUCUCCUUCUGCGUCGGCAUCAAGACGUCCCUUGCCGGGACAAGACACAACGAGCUCAAAUCAGACCGCCCAGGUUGAAAUGGACAAAGUCAGAGAGCUAGAGGAGCUGGUGAAAACCCACGAGCAAGAGCUUGAAAAAGUUGCGAGGGAAAAUGAAAAGCUGAGGAAUGCGCUAGGCCGGUAUAGGGAGCGCUGGGAGAGGUUGAAGGAGGGCGCCAGGAAUAGGCGAGAGGGGAAUGGAAGCAGUAAUACCGCCCGACCUAGUUCGACGACGGCAAUACCACAGACCGAUGGCACUCAACAAGACUUGCAAUCGCCUGCACCUGCUGUUGAGAAUGGGGAUGUUAUCAUCGCCGACCCAGACCCCAAUGAUGCAUGA